AUAUUCCCUAUCUGCGUGGGGCUUCUCUCUAAAAGGAUAAGACUCACUCUCACCUCGCUGAGACUUCGAAAGCUUCAAACUUUCACACAAAAAGCUUCUCUCGACCUUCAAUGGCGCUGGGGUUUCAUCUGAAUUAGAACCUCUCUCGCCGACUACCUACCAGUUAAAAUGAACUUCUCGGUAACUUUUCGAGGGAAUUUUGUUCCCUUAUCGCAGUGCAGCUCUUGCUGCGAUCUUCGUUUUCAGCCUUACUUCGCUUCCGAAACUGGUUCAUGGAGGAAACGGCACCGUCACAGAAGCAGCUUGAAGCUCCAGGUUUCAAGAAUUUUGAGGAAGCGAGAGGUUGUUUGUAGAGUGAGUGAGACGGAGACCGAACCGGAUAGCAAUAACGAUGAGGAAAAAGGACAUGGAAAUGAAGGGGGAGAUUGUGAUGCUGCCGUCCAUCACGAUUCGCAGCCGGUAGUUGCAGACCAAGCAAACAAUGAUGCCGAAACUAAGGCUCAAUUUGGGGUCCAGGAGGCUGAAAAUGUAGAAGUUUCAAGUGGAUCGCCUCUUCCAGGUGUGAAGCCACAACUGGGUGAAUCCAUGCGGAUUCCAAAGGAAACAGUCGAUAUUCUGAAGAACCAAGUUUUCGGCUUUGAUACCUUUUUCGUGACAGGCCAGGAUCCAUAUGAGAGUGGAGUAUUGUUUAAAGGAAACCUGCGAGGAGUGCCAGCUAAAAGUUACGAAAAGAUAUCAAAGAGACUGCAGGAAAAGUUUGGGGAUGAAUAUAAGCUUUUCCUCCUAGUCAAUCCUGAGGAUGAUCAACCGGUGGCAGUUGUAGUUCCACAAAGGAUAUUACAGCCAGAGUCAACUGCCGUCCCAGAGUGGUUUGCAGCUGGUGCUUUUGGAUUGGUCACAUUGUUUACCCUACUUCUUCGAAAUGUUCCUGAAUUGCAGUCCAAUUUACUGUCAGCUUUUGAUAAUCCUGAGCUGUUGAAGAAUGGUUUACCUGGAGCCCUUGUGACUGCAGCUGUUUUGGGCGUGCAUGAACUCGGCCAUGUUUUAGUUGCAAAUAGCACUGGAGUUGUGCUUGGAGUGCCAUACUUUAUCCCCAGUUGGCAGAUAGGCUCUUUCGGUACAAUUACAAGAAUUGUGAAUAUUGUACCCAAGCGUGAAAAUCUUCUGAAAGUUGCGGCGGCAGGACCCUUGGCUGGAUUUUCCUUGGGAUUUGUCCUGCUGCUUUUAGGAUUCUUCUUACCACCUAGCGAUGGCAUUGGUGUUGUUGUCGACGCUUCUGUAUUUCACGAGUCUUUUCUUAUUGGGGGUACUGCAAAGCUUCUUGUCGGUGACGCGCUAAAGGAAGGCACUCCCAUAUCUCUUAACCCUCUCUUGUUAUGGGCGUGGGCUGGACUCGUUAUCAACGCUAUUAACAGCAUUCCGGCUGGAGAGCUUGACGGGGGCAGAAUUUCGUUUGCCAUUUGGGGAAGAAAGGCUGCAACUCGCAUCACGGGUGCUUCAAUCGCGCUGCUCGGAUUAUCAUCCCUGGUCAGUGACGUUGCAUUUUAUUGGGUAGUUUUGAUAUUCAUCUUACAGAGAGGGCCGAUUGCUCCACUCUACGAGGAGAUCACAGAUCCUGACGACAAGUACGUUGGCCUCGGCGUAUUAGUUUUGUUCUUGGGAUUGCUGGUAUGCUUACCAUACCCCUUUCCCUUCGUAGACGAAAUCAUGACAAGUUUCUAAGGGAAGCGGCUCAUGCAUACAUACUGGAAUCAGAUACUAGUCGAUACAUACGUCGUCGUUCAAUAGCAUGGAUUGUUCACCAUAUAUGAAUAACAAUCUGCCGGCAUAUUUCUAUUAAUAAAAAUGAAGUUAUUUUUUA
Messenger RNA from Pyrus x bretschneideri (Chinese white pear), 1861 nucleotides. Its product is annotated as probable zinc metalloprotease EGY2, chloroplastic. The transcript has 12 exons. Bases 169 to 1722 code for a protein of 517 amino acids. Gene Ontology annotation, biological process: proteolysis. NCBI's taxonomy places the organism in Eukaryota, Viridiplantae, Streptophyta, Magnoliopsida, Rosales, Rosaceae. The record is from RefSeq and is a predicted model, not a curated record.